Molecule: messenger RNA, 2420 nt
Organism: Python bivittatus (Burmese python)
Lineage: Eukaryota; Metazoa; Chordata; Lepidosauria; Squamata; Pythonidae
Gene: FUCA2
Product: alpha-L-fucosidase 2
Biological process (GO): glycoside catabolic process; fucose metabolic process
Cellular component (GO): lysosome
Molecular function (GO): alpha-L-fucosidase activity
Source: RefSeq, a predicted model, not a curated record
UCGGACGUCCGCCCCGAGCUCUCAUGUCCGCGCCGGCCGGGUCCCCGCUUCCCCGGCGGGGGCUUUCUCGCCUCCUGCUGCUGCUGCCGCUGCUCAUCUUCCUCCAGCUCCCCUCGCGGGGACGGGCUGGUCGCUACGAUCCCACCUGGGAGUCGCUGGAUUCCCGGCCGCUGCCGCCCUGGUUCGAUGAAGCCAAGUUUGGGGUUUUCAUCCACUGGGGCGUUUUUUCCGUGCCAAGCUUCGGCAGCGAGUGGUUUUGGUGGUAUUGGCAAAAAGAAAAGAAGGAACCUUAUGUAACUUUUAUGAAGGAAAACUACCCUCCUGGAUUCACUUAUGAAGACUUUGGCCCUUUGUUUACAGCUGAGUUCUUUGACGCCAACCAGUGGGCAGACAUCUUGAAUGCUUCAGGUGCCAGAUAUGUUGUCUUGACUUCAAAACAUCAUGAAGGUUUUACUCUGUGGAAGUCUAAAUAUUCUUGGGCUUGGAACAGUGUUGAUAUAGGACCAAAACGGGACCUCGUGGCUGAGUUAGCAUCAUCCAUUAGAAAGCGGACAAGCUUACGUUUUGGACUAUAUCACUCAUUGUUUGAAUGGUUCAAUCCUCUCUUCCUUGAUGAUGCCGAUAGCAUAUUCAAGAAACAACAGUUUCCAAAUGCCAAAACUCUCCCAGAGCUCUAUGAGAUUGUGAAGCAGUAUCAUCCGGAGAUUCUGUGGUCAGAUGGCAAUGGGAAUGCCCCAGAUACUUACUGGAACAGCACUGGCUUCCUGGCAUGGCUUUAUAAUGAGAGCCCUGUUCGGAACACAGUUGUAACAAAUGAUCGCUGGGGAACUGGCACAAUUUGCAAACAUGGAGGUUAUUUCACUUGUGCAGAUCGAUACAGCCCUAAACAUCUUUUGUCCCACAAGUGGGAGAACUGUAUGACAAUUGACAAAAAGUCAUGGGGAUACCGAAGGAAUGCCCAAUUAAGUGAUUAUCUGACUAUUGAAGAACUCAUAAAGCAACUUGUAGAGACAGUAUCAUGUGGAGGAAAUCUUUUGAUGAAUAUUGGGCCCACCCAUGACGGUCGCAUUCCUGUUGUAUUUGAAGAGCGCCUGAAGCAAAUGGGGACUUGGCUGGCACUGAAUGGUGAUGCUAUUUUCAGCACUAAACCUUGGAGAGCCCAGAAUGAUAGUAUGACACCAGGAGUCUGGUACACAUUCAAACCAAAAGAAGACAUUCUGUAUGCCAUUUUCCUUAACUGGCCAUCUUCAGGAACUCUGACACUGGGUGAACCAAAAGGUAUUAUUGGGAAAACAAAGGUGAAACUAAUAGGAUACGAAGAAUCAUUGCCCUGGAUUUCUUUGGGAGAAAAAGGAAUGAUGGUGGCUGCACCUCUCUUACCAUUCAAUAAAUAUCCCUAUCAGUGGGCCUGGACUCUACAGCUUACUAAUGCACAAUAGUGACAGAACCUCGUUCUGCUGAAUUUUUGUAACUGGAGAAAUAAGGAUAGAUUUAAAAUAGAAAAUAAUUCAUGCACUGAUCUUUUUUAUUCCUUCUCUUAAUACCUUUUGAAAAAAGUUGAUGGAAGAAUGCAUAUAGCAAUCACAAAAACUGAAUAGGAAAGGUAAGUAAACUGGUAUUGUCCAGUGAAUGCUGAGAUACAGAAGUGAUAGACAUAACAGAAGUGUUGAAGUUUAUCAUCUUAUGCAUGGGAACAAUUACACAGAAAUGGAAGGUUUGGAUUGCAGGUUCUCCUCUCAUAUCUUAAAACUGAAACUUCGGCAUAUUGAAUCUUUGGUUUGUUAAAAAUUUCAACCCCUAAUCUAGCUGAAGUUAAAUAUAGCUAUUAAUACAAUCUUGCUCUUGUGAAACAGAAUAAUCUGAAUUCAGUGAAAGAUGUUCCCAGGUAAGGGAUUUUCAGAAUUGUUUUAAAAUUGCAGCUUUACCCUUUCCCCAAACAAUAUGCUUUUAUCAUAACUAUUUUGACUACCUCAGUGGAUUCCAGAAAAGUUAGGAAAUUGUCCAUUGGCACUUAGAUCUUAGUCUUGAGGCGAUAAAAGUGGUCUAGUAUUCUUUAUUUGUUCUUAGCAGUACUAAAUACCAAACUAUUCAAACAAAGUUAUAGGAUAUCUCUCCAAGUGGCUUAGUUCAUUAUUUAAAAGACAUUGGCUAUUACUGCUACUUAGAUUUAAAUUUUUAUCUAAAUGUUUAUAAUAUAUAUCUAUACAGAACACCUCUAGUGAUAUUGUCUAAAACAGCUUCAAUAAUAAUUCACAUUGAGAUUAGCUACUGUUGCCUUCUGUUUUACAAUAGCUCUUUUAUUAUUUGUAUUAACUGAUUAAUGCUAAUGAGUAACUGCAGCUUUGCAAAUAUUUGAUGUUUCACAGCGUAUUCAAAGAAUUGGGGAUAAGCUCUAAGCAAUAAAUUCCUACUUCCAUAAA